This is a messenger RNA of Lepisosteus oculatus (spotted gar), 1500 nucleotides long. It is a transcript of the gene chpt1, whose product is annotated as choline phosphotransferase 1. Gene Ontology annotation, cellular component: Golgi apparatus; endoplasmic reticulum membrane. Lineage: Eukaryota; Metazoa; Chordata; Actinopteri; Semionotiformes; Lepisosteidae. The record is from RefSeq and is a predicted model, not a curated record. Gene Ontology annotation, biological process: phosphatidylethanolamine biosynthetic process. Gene Ontology annotation, molecular function: ethanolaminephosphotransferase activity; diacylglycerol cholinephosphotransferase activity.
GAGAGAGCUACAGCACCGCCCGCCAGCCCGCAGAGCAGAGCCCGGCGCCGCCGCCCGUCCAAGCCGAGCAGCGCCGCAGCCAUGCCGGCCUGCCCGUGGCCGGAGCCCCUCUCGGCGCCGCAGCUGAAGCGCCUGGAGGAGCACAAGUACAGCGCGGCGGGGCGCUCGCUGUUCGAGCCGCCCUUCCAGGUCUACUGGAGCUGGCUGGUGCAGCAGGUCUCCCCGCGGGUGGCCCCCAACACCCUCACCAUCGCCGGGCUGCUGGUGAACGUCGCCACCACCGUGAUCCUCGUCUACUACUGCCCCACGGCCACGGAGGAGGCCCCGGGAUGGAUAUUCCUGCUCAGCGCCUUAGGCCUUUUCGUCUACCAGUCGCUAGAUGCCAUCGACGGGAAACAGGCGCGGCGGACGAACAGCAGCUCGGCGCUGGGAGAGCUCUUCGACCAUGGCUGUGACGCUGUCUCCACAGUUUUUGUGGCGGUGGGAACAUGCGUCGCAGUGGGCAUCGGUGGUUACCCCAACUGGAUGUUCUUCUGCGGGUUCAUCGGCAUGUUCAUGUUCUACUGUGCCCACUGGCAGACCUACGUUUCGGGAACAUUGCAGUUCGGAUUAGUUGAUGUGACGGAAUGCCAGACUGCUAUAAUCAUUAUGUAUCUGAUGUCAGCCUUUGGCGGAGUCAGUCUGUGGGAGACCCAGCUUCCUGUGAUAGGACUGAAACUCCAAAGCUUGCCCAUACUUGGGAUUGUGGGCGGGGCUCUCUAUUCAUGCACCAAUUACUUCCGGGUCAUCCUGAGUGGCGGCGUGGGCAAGAAUGGCUCUACAGUUGCAGACACUAGUGUUCUUUCUCCCGGGCUUCCCAUAGGAUUAAUCCUAACACUGGCAUUCAUGAUCUUCAAGAAAUCUUCCAGCCAGGUCUUCGAACGUCAUCCUUGCCUGUACAUAUUAACAUUUGGAUUGGUGAUUGCGAAGAUUUCCAAUAAGCUCGUUGUUGCUCAUAUGACGAAAAGUGAGCUACAUCUCCAGGAUACAGCCUUUAUUGGGCCAGGCCUGCUGUUCCUGAACCAGUACUUCAACAGCUUCAUCGACGAGUACAUUGUUCUUUGGAUAGCACUGGUCAUCUCGGUGGCAGAGCUGACGAGGUACUGCACAGGGGUGUGCCUGCAGAUAGCAGCCCACCUGCGGAUACACGUCUUCAGCAUCGUGCCCCAGGAUGAAGGUAUUUCCAUUGCUGUGGCUCCUCAGAAUAUCACGGACUGAAGAGGUUUGUGAGCACUGUGGUGGCGGAACAGGGAAAGCCCACCUCACAAUACUGAGCGCAGUGUGUGCACAGUGGCAGUUCACAGCCUUCAGCAGAGAAACCCUCCUUUGGUAAAGAGCUGAGCUGGGUGUGAAGUGGAGCAUUGGUUACACUGAAUUUUCUUACCUACAAAAUGUUAUAUAUUCUUCGUUUACACAUUUUAUUUUUGUUAUAAAUAUAUAUACAUGCAAUGAAGCCUUUUA